Myripristis murdjan (pinecone soldierfish) is the source of this 3774-nucleotide messenger RNA. RefSeq names its product afadin, adherens junction formation factor b (gene afdnb). Gene Ontology annotation, molecular function: cell adhesion molecule binding. Bases 1 to 3774 code for a protein of 1257 amino acids. Gene Ontology annotation, cellular component: adherens junction. NCBI's taxonomy places the organism in Eukaryota, Metazoa, Chordata, Actinopteri, Holocentriformes, Holocentridae. The record is from RefSeq and is a predicted model, not a curated record. The transcript has 24 exons. Gene Ontology annotation, biological process: signal transduction; regulation of protein localization.
AUGCCAGAGCAAGAACGAGAGAAAUUAGCCAGUGUCAUCAGACAGUGGAACAACAACAGACUGGACCUGUUUGAAAUAAGCCAACCGGAUAAGAACCUGCAGUUUCACGGUGUGAUGCGCUUCUACUUCGAGGACCACGCUGCCGGCAACGUCGCCACCAAGUGCCUGCGGGUUUGCAGCAGCUCCUCAACUCGUGACAUUAUUGAAACGCUUUCAGAGAAAUUCAGGCCUGAUAUGAAAAUGCUGACCACUUGCUAUUCCCUUUAUGAGGUUCAUGCAAAUGAGGAACGUAGACUGGAUCUCAAUGAGAAACCUUUGGUCGUACAAUUAAACUGGAACUCAGACAACAGAGAGGGACGUUUUGUCCUUAAGAGUGACAAGCAGAAUAUGGAGGACAGCUGUCGUGGGCCGAUGGAAAAAGGAGGUGUGAUUCAAAACUUCAAGAGGACACUCUCAAAGAAAGAAAAGAAGAAAGAGAAGAGGAAAACUCAGGCUGAGGAUGGGUCACCUGAAAAGCCGCUGAACAACAACAACAUUCAUGUUUCUAACCCCGAUACACAAAGCCGUGACCAGCGGUGCACGGAAAACAAAAAGCAAGAACGCAGGCAGUCUGACCCGGGAAGCCUUCAGUCUAACUUCUCAGAUCAACCUGGGCUACCAAUUGGAAUUAAAUUCUGUGAUAACUCGCAGGACGCCUUCUUGUCUGCAGUCAUAAAUUACACCAACAGCUCCACAGUUCAUUUCAAGCUCUCACCUGCAUACACCCUCUAUGCAGCGGGGCGCUUCGCUCUCCAACGCCACUGCAGCCGAGGCUCCCUCCCCUCAGGACAGGAACACAGAGUCACAUCUAUCUCAAACAAAAUGGUGGACAUGACAGAGAAGGUCAUUCAGAAGCAGCAGGCCAUCGCUGGUGCUCUCGCCUUCUGGAUGGCCAACUCCUCUGAGCUUUUAAAUUUCAUCAAGCAUGACAAGGACCUGAGCCCGCUCACCCAGCGAGCUCAGGUGGCUCUGUCCCACCUGGUGCACACCGCCUACAAAUGCCUGAUACAGUGUCUCCACAUGGAGCUCAGGAAGCACUUACCAACGUUUUUGAUUGAUCCAGAGCAACACGGUGCCCUGCCUGCUGGCAUUGAGAUGGUGCUGAACACCUUGAUGAACACCAUGUCUCUGUUACGCCGCUGUCGGGUCAACCCUGCCCUCACCAUCCAGCUCUUCUCGCAGCUCUUCCACUUCAUCAGCGCCUGGCUCUUCAACCAGCUCAUGGCUCCGGAGGCUGCCACCCUGGGCCUGCGCUCGCAUUACUGGGGCGCAGCGCUCCGCCAGAGGCUCAGUGCGAUAGAGGCCUGGGCCGAGAGGCAGGGCCUGGAGCUGGCCGCUGACUGCCACCUGGGCCACAUCGUCCAGGCAACGACGCUCUUGACGAUGAAUAAGUACUCCAUGCAAGAUGCGAAGGACAUCCAGAAUACCUGUUUCAAGCUGAACUCGCUGCAGCUGCAGACUUUGCUAACAGGCUACCUCUGUGCAACCAAUGAGCCUCCCAUUCCCCCUGACUUGAUCGACGCCGUGGUGACGGCUGCAGAGGCCUCGGCAGAUCACCUGCUCCGCAGUGAAGGACAGGACGUCCAGCUGGAGGAGAGCCUCGACCUCCAUCUGCCCUUCCUGCUGCCUGAGGGAGGAUACUCCUGCGACUCAGUGAGGGGAAUUCCUCCAGGCUUAAGGGAAUUCUUGGAGCCAAUUUGCUACAAAGGUAUCUGCUCUUUAAUAUCCCAGCCCAACGUCAAAGGCCACUGGACUGUGUUCUUCGGUGAUGCAACUUCUUCUGCAGAGAGCUCACGUGAGGUGGCAUUCAGAAAGCCAGAAAUUGUGACGAUCACGUUGAAUAAACCUUUGAACAGUGGAAUGGGAGUCAGCAUUGUGGCUGCCAAGGGAGCAGGGCAAGGUAACCUUGGCAUUUACAUCAAAUCUAUUGUCAGGGGAGGACCGGCAGAUAUGAAUGGCGGGCUGGCUGCUGGUGACCAGUUGCUGAGCGUGGAUGGUCAAAGCCUGGUCGGCCUCAGUCAAGAGAGGGCAGCAGUCAUCAUGAUGCAAACCAGCCCCGUUGUGACUCUGCAGGUGGCAAAGCACGCAGCGAGCUUCCACGGUUUGGAGGCCCUGCUUGGUGAACCAACCCCAGUGAGAAACGCAGGUAGGAACAGACGAAGAAUCAAGCAUUGUAAUAUCAGCCACGGCCUCACGCUGUACAACAGUGUGGCUAACAGUCCCGCAGAGACCCAGCAUGGAGCCAGCAAAAAAAAGAAAGACCAGAUAAUGCAGAGGAACAGACAGCUUUAUCGGUCCAACCCAAAUAUGACAACAGACUCUGUCCCUGAGGAUGGAGAAGAACCCGUCGACCCGGCUAUAAGAGGAAGCCGAAUCUCUGCUGUUUCCACCAUCAACCUCAGCACAGAUACGUAUCAAAGGGAAUACUUGACACUACCAACCCCUAGAUCCCAGGACAAGGCGAUAUCCGAAUUUAGUCAGCCACAGCAGACGUUCAAAGUGUCCCUGAAGCCUUUAGAUGGACAGAGCUCCUGCAAGAGGACCUUUAUGCGUCAAGCCGUCUCACAGGAAAACCUGUGUGUGGACGGUGGAGGCCCUCUGCUGGACAAGCCACACGUAUGGGAGCAGCAGCAUCACAGUCCCAGGCAAAACAUGAGCCUCUACUCCUCCUUCCUCAUGCGCCCGAGCGUUUCCUCUCAUGACAUCCUUUCCGAUGACAGCACUCCCACAAAACACCAGCAGAGCGGGCGCAAAAGUGGCGCUGGCUUGUGGAGAACCCCUCUCCUCUCACAAAAUCAAACGCCUUCAGUCCAGCCAAUACGCAUAGACAUCCCUGUAGUCAGAGCCGUGGACACACAGUCUAAUCCUCUGCUCACCACCUUCCAGCCCAGUUCGACUUUGCUGGCGGUGAAGCUGAGCCAAAACCUCAAGGUAAAUGUGGCUCAAGGAAGGCAAAAAGAGACUUCUCAAAUCCAAGAUUGUCACAUUUACGCCUGUCCAACUUCUGCAACUAAAAAGCUGCCACAACCUUGCCUUUCACCUCAGCAGCAAAAACCAAUCAUACACAGGGAACAAACAGCAAAGCCCCAAGUGAGCAUCACCCCGACAAAGCACGUCUCCUUUGAGAAACUUCCCGCUCAGCAGAAACCAGGUGCUACCGGUCCCGUGAGACAAAAAGACCCUCAGUAUUUCACUAUGAGUAAAGAGGCCGCCGAGGGCAAAGGACCGCUGGUGGAUCCAUGGAGGAGGGAAGCGCGGGAGAAGCUGGAGGAGCAGCAGAGGCUUCAAGUGGUGGAGCUUCUGGAGCGGGAAGUGCAGGAGCUGCAGGCCAAAGCCAGCCGAACAGCGGUGGAGAACGACCGACUCCGCAAGCUCAGCCUGGAGUGGCAGUUUCAGAAGAGACUACAGGAACUCCAGCAGAACGGAGACGAUGAGGAGGAGGAAGAUAUGGACAUGAUGACGACAAUACACCAGCUGGACAAGAGGGCACAGAGCAAGAGGAACUCUGGUGGAAAAGAAGACAAUGAAUCCAAAGGGUUGGAAAAGCAGACGAAAUCUCAUCUUUCCCGACAGGAAGACGAGGUGAAGACAACCACAGAUCAAAGAUCGAGUGGACUGGCUCAAGAUGUUCAUAACAUGGCAUCAAAAGAAAACCAGCAGAGGAAAAUCAAGAGAGCAGCAGCUCCUGAAACCCUCACAUUCAAGGAGCGCCAGCGUCUGUUUUCCCUGACAUGA